Molecule: messenger RNA, 7685 nt
Organism: Anopheles merus
Lineage: Eukaryota; Metazoa; Arthropoda; Insecta; Diptera; Culicidae
Gene: Zmynd8
Exons: 8
Coding region: 526-6708 (2060 amino acids)
Molecular function (GO): protein binding
Source: RefSeq, a predicted model, not a curated record
CUGUCUCACUAACACACACACACACACUUGCCAACAGUACACACACACACACGCAUACACGCAGUCAGUAGAGUUGGAGAUGCAGAAAGUUGAGCAUCGCGUUAGUUUUACUUUCCUCGAUGUGUACCACACACUAGAGCGGUGAACGGAAACGCUUCUGUGUGCGGCUGUUGCUUACGUUUUCUCGUAUCACGGUGGAACGGUGGAAUUUCAUUACUUGGAAGCUGGUUGUGUUGGGUGAACGCCGAGCGAACGGGAACCGGGUCGGCAGGAUCAUCCGGAAAGAAUAUCCGGUCCUUGUGACAGGGAAAAAGAAUAUCAAACGCUUAAGCAAAGCGAAAUUAGAGCAGCAGCAGCACUCCAUAUUGAGGGUACGCCUCUCGGGGUGCCAUCCUGCAUUGGCAGCAAAGCGGCGGUACACCGCGGUGUCACCCAAAGGGCGCCGGGUCAGCUCCGAUUGCUGUGACGGUUUAAAGCAAUCUUUGGUACGACUUCGCCUCAUCCUGGACGUCCACUUUACCGGGCAUGUCGUCCGGAGGUGGUAAAAAGAAAGUAGUAGCAGCAGUAGCAGCAGCAGCAGCCGAAAACUCCCCUUCCUCCGUGUCGAUCGCAGCAUCCGUCGCAUCGCAAAGGCCUGCCGGCGGAUUAAAAUUGCUGAUUGAUAAGAACAGAAUAGGCGUGCCGUCCACCAAAGCACAGUCUGCAGUGCAAAAACAGCAGCAACAACAACAGCAGCAACAACAGCAGCAGCAGCAGCAGCAGCAAGUGGUUACCACCAGGCAUCUGUCGACCAGUCCGGCUGUGCCAUGUUCGUUGAAUGAUUCUUAUGUGAAUUUGGCAGGCUCGCUAACUGCUAUAAAGCUAGUACCAGCCGGAAAUUUGGCACCAGCGAAGGUUUCGGGUGGUACAAGCGUGAAAACUGGUACGGAGAGGAUCGAGAUGCGUGUGAAAGUGACCGGUGAAGAUGCGAAUCGCAGCAGCCCAUUCGCGGCCGGUGGUGGGCAGCAAGUGCCAACAUCGAAGCCAACGGCAAAAUUAAACAAUUUGGUCGGCAGGCGGAUCUCCGUACAUCAUCGAUUGAUCCCGACGCAGUUAAUCGAGGGUAACAAUGGGCAAGAUGCGACAAACCCACAGUAUGUGGAAAUUAGUAUCCCGCAGGGGAAAAGUUUAGGGCAGAUGAAGCUGGUAAGCUGUAAUCCUUCGGCUAACAUGAUGAAAUCCCAUCCGGGAAACCCUGUCCCGGCAGCUGUCAACGCGUCGUUUGCACUGGCAGCGACUACCCAAUCGCUCGUCGCAUCGCCAGUCCAGUCUGGCAGUGUUGAAAUUACUCAUGUUGCUUCAAAUAAUUGCAAUCCUGCAGGAAGUGCUGCUGAAACAACGCUGGCUUCGGCUGCUGCUGUGCUGCAGAACACUGAUGUGCAGCGAGAUGCUUCUAGAACGAUUGAAUUGCCAGCGGACAGGGCUGCCACAACGAACAAACCAAUCGUUAUAAAGAUUGCCCCAAUCCAAGCUGCUGCGCGUAGCCAAUCAGCGACUGAGCAGGGGAGCGAUGACGAAAUCGUUGACAUGGCAACGGAAAACAGCGAGACGCCAAAGGAAGCAGAACGUGUCGCGGUUGCUGAGCUUCACAGUGAGGUUGGAACUGCGAUCGACGCUGGUGGUGGAAGCACAGAUGCAGCAAAGGAACCGUCCGCAGAAAGUGACCCUGCUGUAAAGCCGACUGGUGAUGGUGCGGUAGAGUUGGAGGUGAACCCUCGGCCAUCUAGGGAGAUGAAAUUACUCCAGCAAACGCAUAAAAAGUCGAAAAUACUGACGGAUAUUAUGUCCGAGGCGUCUCGUAAGGGGAAGCUGCGGAAGCGUCGCUCGACUAGUGGCGGUAGGGGACCCGCACCAUCCGCUGACACAGGUGCGCAUACGGGACUGCGUAAACGCACGCGAAGCCGGUCGGCGACGAAUCCAAAUCCAAGCGCAGAGGGUGCGAAAGAGUUGGAAAACGAUCCUGGCACCGAUUUGAAGGUGCUAGACGAUUCGGGUUCGCUGCGCACGAGCAGCAAUAGAAAGAUACGUUUCGCUAGAUCGGAAUAUUCACUACACAAAGGUAAACACACAGCAGGCAGGAGCGACAGGUCCAUUAGCAAGGAUGACGAUGGUACUGGUGGGUUGGGUAAUGAUCCGGGUGCAUUUAUGUCCCUGGCCAACCUUAACCAAGAGCCGGAAAAGGGUGGCGUUAACGAUUUUCCCGGAGAUCCACCAAAGCCUGGAUGGGAUCGUUUCUGCUGGCGAUGCAAGUCAAAAGAUCCCGACUUGGGAUGCAGCAAGUGCAUCCGUAGCUACCACAAACUCUGCGUACGUUACACAGUGGACAAUCCCAACUGGAGCUGCACCGAAUGCAAAGCGACGACGGCCGGCUUACGCACAGACGUAGAUACGUUCUCGCAAUGUCUACGUUAUGCGUUAGACUUAGUCGCGACGCGUGAUGAGAAUAAUACUUUUAAUCCCUUCAAUGUGACCGAUUUUGAAGACUAUAAUAAAUACAUAAGUCAUCACAUGGACCUUUCCGUGAUAUAUGAACGGUUAGCUCAAAGAAAAUACAGUGCCCCCGAAGAGUUUGUAUCGGACUUGAGCUGGAUUGUACACAAUAUGUUAAUUUAUCCGGGGCAAUUGCAUCUUGUUAAAAUAGCCCGCACCAUGUUCAAGCGAGGAAAGCAGGAGAUGGAGGAGAUGGAGCCGUGCCAGGAGUGUUACAUAAAGGCCAACACCAAGAGUGAUACCAACUGGUUCAUAGAGCCGUGUUCCAAGCCACACCUGUUGUUGUGGGCCAAGCUUAAGGGUUACCCGUACUGGCCCGCCAAACUAUACGGCACGAACGCCAACAAUCAGGCGCACGUUCGCUUCUUUGGUGAUCACGACCGAGCGUGGUUGCCGGUGAAGGACUGCUAUCUGUACGCCAAACGCAAUCCCAACCCACAGAAGGUGGUACUGAAAUCGAAGCAAAUCACGUUCGCCAAGAGUAUAGCUGAUAUAGAGCUUCAUAUAGAGCAGCUACGCGAAAAGUACAAUACGUUCAAUUAUGCCGAAGAGUUCGAGCUGCUCGACCCUUCCAAUUUGGACAACCAGCUGCGGGCCAUGCUGCCGGGGGUUUUUGUGAAAAAAGUGAAAGUCACCAUUAAACGUAAUGAGGGCGAGAUGGUCGCCGUUGCUUCGUCUACGUGCGACGAUACGCCAUCUCCGUCGGAGAGUAAAGAGAGUGGCGGAAGCGAGCUACAAGGCGAGAAAGCUUCGCCGUCUUCUGCACACAAGGACGCAAAGCCCAGCAAAGGUGCCAGCCCUCGGAAGCGGCUGACCCGUCGCAUGUCUCGAAUUAUGAAAAGCCCUGCAGAACCGGUGGAACCGGUCGCAAACACAUCGAAGGAAUCGAUGGACGAUAGCGCUGCUUCCCCGGCAUCGUACAAUGAUACAGAGGCGAACGGAACCGUGGCUAGUGGUAAAGCGGUCGAUAACAAACGGCACAGGCUCAAUGAAGAUCGCGAAGAGCUGUCGCUAUUGAUACGGCGCGGUUCGCAAUCGUGGGAAACGGAACCACUGUCCAAGCGCCGUAAGUCGAUCGUUGACAAGAGUGCUUUGAAAACUGCCGGCUCUAAAACGGCCCAGCCAAACAAAAAAGUGGAUGCAAAGCUGGCCAAGGUGUCUCAGCAGGACAGCACCGUCCUGCCCGAAGCUAAACCAGAAGCCCAGCCUGUCCCUCCCGUCGAGGGAAGUGCAAAUCCAGAGGCCAACGCGGCUGCUACGGCAAUUAAAAGCGUACCACCGCCGGCAUUACUAAAACCUACCGAAAAUGUGCUAACGUCGUUGGAUCUGUGCCGAACCAGCGUUACCAAGCAUGCACUCGUUAGCAUACCGGCAGAUUCGACUGCAGCAUUCGUCACUCAGCAAGAAAAAGAUACUUCAAAAACGCUGGCAACUGCGGGAGAGGUUUGUGGACCGGCAACACCAUCAACAGCACCUUCAAGCAUGUUAAAUAGCACGUCUUCCACGGUUAGUGACAUUAGCAUCAAGCAGGAAAUAAUUUCCGACGAUGAAACCCUGGUGAAAAGCGACAAGAUUGAACGGUCAACUACGACGGAAGUAAAACGGAAGGAAAAUGAAGUGGACGUGUCGACCAAAUCAAGAGUAUCCUCAGUAACUUUGUCUAAAUCUUCGGAACAAGAAGUAUUAGCUGUUUCUUUGGUUCCGGGUAAAUGCGUUCCCAAUGCUGGCAGUAAUGCAGAUGACACUGUGAUGGCGACCGAUUCAACCAGAGCGUCGUUAACUCAGACCAAUGCGGAGAUCAAAACUGGCCACUCAAAUGGUGCUCAAAAGAUAGUAUCAAGCAAUCCAGUCCCGGCUCCAGUGCCGGUUAAUACAACGGCAAAAACAAAUGAUGUGACCACUGGUGCUGGUACUGCAACUACGCUUGGACCAAGCAGUCAGCGGGCGGGCUCAUUACAAGCAAGCGAUGCGAAUAGCAGCGUAUCUAUUUCGGUCGGGGUGAAACGAAACCAAGCAGCAGUGCCAGCUACUAAGACCACGAAAGAAAAUGGCUCUGCGAAUGGAGAUGUUGUUCCGGUCAAAGCAAGUGUUGGUCCGAUAGAGCUGCCGGUUUCUGCGGUUCCCAAAGGCAAUGAUUCGGGCGCUGUUACGGUGGUGUCAAGCAAUCAGCGGGCUAGAAAAUCAUUUCCGGGCGGAGCUGCCAAUGCAAAGCACGCCGCUACUGCUAGGCAACCGACACCGAACACAAACGCUGUAGGAAGCAGCAUACCGAAUGUGUCGGCAAUGCGUAACUCUUCGCUGGAAAGCUUGUCGAUCGAGCACAAGUCCCGUGAGGAGGCGACGGUGACAAGACGGUCCCAGAAUUCAAAUUUGUCAAGCUCGUCGACAGUGCCCGUACAAUCGGCAGCCCCAUCUUUCCCUCCACGAGUCACAGAGGCGCCCAAACGAACUGGCAGCAUGAACAACACGAGUCCCAACGCUAACAGUAACGGUGUCGCUUUGGUGCCGAAGCAGCUCGUUCCCGCUUCUACGACCAUUUCUCUGAUUCCCAGUGCAGCUGAUCGCAUUAGUGAUAAACAUAUGGCACCCAUUGACUUGGACAACGAUGACAUAAUGAUCAUCGACGAAGAUAUCCCGUUGGCAGCAGAUCAAAGUAAUGCUUCAAGCAGUCAAUUGGCGCUUCCUCCGCUUGUGCCGAGACCUCAGGUGCAGAGUCCACGAACUGAAUCGACCGAUCGGGAAGACCUGUUGCGUCCUACGGACGUGCUGAACGACUGCGCUGGACAGCUCUUGGACAGCUUCCGCUUGACGAUAGAGAACGUGCUGUCCGAUCUGGCUGAUAAAGGAUCGCCAGCGGCAGAGGUUUCGCUUCUUAAAAUAAAGCUGGACCGGUCUCAGAAGCAACACGAGCAGCGUACAACCGAACUGGAAACGCAGCGCAAAAUGUACGAAGGCAUGAUGCAGGAACUGCGCCAAUCCCUUGAGCAGGAGAAAAAACGCGCCCUCGUCGAGCAGCGGGAGCAGCUGCAGCGGGACAAGCAGCGCGCAGUGCAGUCUGCGAAACAGAAGCAAUGGUGCAAACGUUGUCUGAAGGAAGCGAAAUUCUACUGCUGUUGGAACACUUCGUACUGCGAAGUAUCCUGCCAGGAGAAGCACUGGAACGAGCACAAAGAUGUGUGCAACCAGGCAGUGGAGAAAAGGGCACGUUCCGGUUUACCCAUGUCGAUGGUACCGACCGUGCCAGACCAUUGUUGGGCGGAGGAUGGCAAGGACCGUACGCCGGAGCAUGGCGGCAGCGUUCGUCCCGUGCUUCUGUUACCGGUAACGACGAGUGUCACCAUUUCACCCGACAAUAGUAAGGGCAGUAUGCGAAAGCAUGCGGCUGCUGCUGCUGCUGCUGGUUCCGGUCCACGGGGCAUUGCUUCGCCUGAUAAUGGAGGAGGGCGCAAAAAAGUUACCUCUAGCCCUAGUACAGCUUCGCCGGGCGCAAGAGGAGACACCAACAACAUUAACACCACAAUUCCCAACAGUACCAUGGUGCCUACUGCAACCAGCACGCCGUUCCUUGCAAUGGCCCGUUCGUAUCCCAGUGGAGGCACAUCGGUAGCUAAUGUAUCUUACACUCCACCGAUAAUUAAAGCCGUCUACAGCAUAGAUACGGGUGCUAGUUUUCCGCAGCAUACGGCGCACAAUGGUGGCAACUUGGUAUCAAGUGCUGGCGUUGUAUCUAGUAUGCCCCAGCCACAACAACAACACCAACAGAGAAUGAAUACAUCACGUGACAAAUCGACCAAACGCUCAGAACGUCGUGAUAAUGUUGCUUCCAUUAAGGUGUCACAAGGAUACGUUCCAACUAGCACAUACGAUCUGACAACGUCACCGUCCCGUAUCACCACGGUACCGGUACCAUCGGCGACUGGUUCGAUGGCAAUGCGUGGGUACAGUCGGAUUAUCCCUACCGGAGAUAUUGCCAGCAUGAGUGUUUCCCAGAAUGUGUGGAACCAGAUCAGCAUGCAAUCAGCUACCAUGCGACAGUCGCACCUGGGCAAUGUUGGACCACUCGGCGGUGUGGAUCGAACCGGGCUAAGCGUUCAAUCCGCAGGUGACUUCAGAAGCCUGCAGCAUCAUACCGCAGCCACCGUACCAUCGCAGAAGCAAAAACCGACCCGGGAGCAAUAGCAGUGGCGACGUGGACGUGGCAAACACAGAGGAGUAACGGUGCAACAGCAAUGAUGAUUUAAAUGUCAGUGUCACGGAAAAUGCUGAUGUGAAUAUAUUUUAUGACACGCAACCGAGUUUUGCGCUGACUGUGUUUUAGCGAUAAUGGUAAUACUAAUUUAUGUAUCCUCCAUACAGUAAUGAACAAUUUUUUUGCAUAUAUAACAGAAGCACAUAAAGCUUUGUAUUACUUAACUUAAAAUUUCGUACAAUUUUAUAUUUACAAUACUUUUAUAGACGUAACUUAUCGAUAGUUUGAUCAUCGUUCACGAUGGUAUUAUUGAUUUCUCAGAAAUGUCAAUGGAUAUGAACUACUACUACUACUGCUACUACUGGUGCGAACAUUUGAAAAGAUGAAUGUUAAAAACAUUUAUAAUUGCUCCUAAUGCUAUAAAUUAAUGCAGAGUGCGUUGAACAAUGUACAGAUACAUACAAUUAAAACAUGAGACACUUAUAAGGCAGCCGUAGUUUGAAAUAUAUCAGUUAUCAUCCACUUUGGAUGCGAUACGGUUGUCUGAUGGUACAGGGUUGGGCACAGGGCAUGAUUUUGGGACACUUUCUUGACUUUUUCACAGAAAGUGGGAUGGGAAUUGGAAUCGGAUUGCACUCUUUUUGGAUAUGCUCAAUCAGAAUCUGAUAGGAAUUCCCAAUGCGCCUGCCGUAAAUGGGUGUAAUAGAGUCUAAUUCCCAUACAGUAAAGUUCACUUCCCGUUAAGAAAGGGUUAAGAAAGUGUCCCAAAAGUAAUAAGAACCCCUUUAUUAAACCCUUUUAGAGAUAAAAACUACGAUCGAAUGCAGUUUGAGUGUGUUGCAUUGGUUCCAAGAUGCGUAUUCUAACGCGUACACUAUAGGGAGUAAUUUUGUUUUGAAUUAUUACGAAUGAUUUACGCAAUAGCUAUUUAAGAAGCUAUGGUAUUAAAAAUUAAACGAAAAUGCAA